GCAUAAUCAUCUAUUGAAAAGACAAUGUCUGAUAGACUGGUCUCUUUAUUGAAAUGGGUUUCUGACAACGGUGCCAAGAUCUCUCCUUCACUUGAAUUCAGAGAUACAGCAGAUGGUAUUUCCUGCUUUGCUACCUCAUCGCCUGAAGGUGAUGAGCUCUUCACUGUCCCACAAGUGCUUGCCAUCACGCCUGUUUUGGCUUCUGAUGCGCUUGGAAUUCAAUUGAAAGGAAACAGAAAUUCCCUCACGCAACUCCUUCUCGCAAAGCUUCGUUUCCAUGAUGAAGAGACUUCUGUUAAUGGUCGGGAUCUAAAGAGCUUCUUCAAACCAUAUCUCGACAUUCUUCCAACCUCUGAAGAAACUAGAAGCCCAUAUUUUUGGGGAGUUGAGAGAGAGCUGCUCAAAGGAACUGACGCUGAUGUUGCCGUGGAUAAGGCCAUUAUGAACCAUUUAGAGGAAUGGUAUUCUGUGGUUCAAAAACUCGACACCAAGUUAAGACCUUCGACUUAUUCCGAAGAGAUUGAAUUUUAUUCAACUUUGAAGACUUCAAAGCCAAAACAUUUUGCGGCUUAUUUCAACAAUCCUACAAGUUGGAUGUCAUUUCCUGCUUAUCUAUGGUCGUGUGCCAUCUUCAACUCCCGUGCUUUUCCUUUUAUUCUGAAUUCCUCGAAGGCACAGGAUCUCAAUGAGGCAUUCUUGUUGCCUGUCUUUGAUCUUCUUAACCAUAACAAUCAAAAGGCUGAAGUGAAAUGGGAAUUUGAGAAUAACCAGUACAUCUUCAAGACAAAGCAGGUGUUGGAGCAAGGAUCCGAGGUCUUCAACAGUUACGGACCAAAGACCCACGAGGAGUUAUUGUUAAACUACGGUUUUGUCCUUGAGGAUAAUCCUGAUGAUAAGGCUAAUAUCUCAUUGCGAAUUCCAGAAGAUGAGGUUGAAAAUGCAAUAAAAUUUGGGGUUGACAUUCAAGGACAUGAAGUCUCGUUCGAAAUAACUAAGCAGAACCCAUUGCCGGAGUCCCUUGUUGUUUUGUUCUGUUUCCUCCUGAAGAAUUCAUCUGAAAGUGUGAUAACUUUGAGAAAUAAGCUUGAAGGUUUGAAGUAUCUCUCUAGUAUCCUACAACAGAAACUUGAUGGGUUGAAGCCUGUUAAAGUUGAUGGUUCUAUUGAUUCAAGGGUUGUUAAGAAUACAAAGAUCUACAGAAACGCUCAUAAGCAAUUUUUCCAAUUAUGUUACGAGAAAUGUACUUCUCUGGAGAAGCAAAUGUUGAAAGAGUACAAGCCGUUAUCGUUCAAAACUAUCUUCAAAACUGACAAAGCAUUUGCAAACGCAUUGCUCCUGAUCUUUGGGAUCACAUCAUAUGAGCAGUUGAGCAAGACUGACGAUUUGGACAGAGUCAUUAUCCUAUGGCUCAUCAGAUGUGGUAACAAAAAGGCGUAUAAUGAGAAGAACCUUUUCCCAGAUUUUAUUCUUGACACUUAUCAAGAAGUUUCAAAGACUGUUACUGUUACCAGAAAGGACAUCCAAGAUAACAUACCUAUAUAUAAGGCGCUUUUCCCAACUAUUGCUGAUAAAGUCCCAGAAGUUUUCGGUAAAGGUGAUUGGAGCAUCAAACAGUUCGUCAUCGCAGAAGAAGUUCGUGACAAACUCUGCUUCGAAAGAAAAACAAGCCGUGAAGUCCUAUUUCUACAGAAUAUCAGAGUCUAAAGCUAAUCACAGUAAUAUAGACAUACACCUGUUUAUUUAGGUAUCUUACUCAAAAAGUUCAUCCUCCUCUUCCUCU
This is a messenger RNA of Williopsis jadinii, 1780 nucleotides long. RefSeq names its product protein-lysine N-methyltransferase (gene EFM1). Gene Ontology annotation, biological process: peptidyl-lysine monomethylation. Gene Ontology annotation, molecular function: protein-lysine N-methyltransferase activity; protein binding. NCBI's taxonomy places the organism in Eukaryota, Fungi, Ascomycota, Saccharomycetes, Phaffomycetales, Wickerhamomycetaceae. Bases 25 to 1704 code for a protein of 559 amino acids. The record is from RefSeq and is a predicted model, not a curated record. Gene Ontology annotation, cellular component: nucleus. The transcript has a single exon.